AAAGCCACACAUGAUAUUGCUCUUGGUUUGGAUUCUGCAUCAUAAAAUAGAAAAGCUAAAAAAAGCCUCAUCAAGGUAAGCUUGCAUCUCUCUUCUCACUCUCAAUUCUAGCAUUCUAAUUACUGAGAUAGAUAUGUACAAUACUUACACUAGUUCAGCUGUAUUGACACUUAGAACAAAAGGGCAUCUCUUAUUUUCUCCAUUCAAUGAUCACUCUAACUUAUUAACUGAAAGAUUUGACAAGAACCCAUUAUCGUCAUCUCAGUGCUGUUCAUGUUGCAAUUGUUGUUCUUGUUGUUGUGCAUCUUCAUUUUCCACUCACAGAUUACCUUUAAACCCCAGUUUAUUUUAUGGGUUGAGGCAAUCUACUCUAAUUCAAUUGUCACCUUGUAAAAGAUUGAUCUUUGGGGGCAGGGACCGGUACUAUUACCGGGUCCUGGAUUAUGAUCUCGAUCAUGAGGUUUGUUGUUCAUUUAAGGAGAAGGGCAGUGGGGAAAGAAUUGAGAGGAGAAGGAAGGGAAGGUUUGGGGGUAAAGAUUUGCGCCAAAGGCGGUGUUUAAGUAGUGUUGAUGAUGUUGAAGCUGUGAUUAGUUUGUUAAGUGAGGAAGUGAGUGAGGAGUGUUCAGGUGAUAGAGGUCAAAGUGGAACUUUUUCAAAGAGAGUGGAAAUGGAAAAGAGAAAUAAUUUUAAUAGCAGUGAACGUCCGCAGAGCAGAAAGAAAAAUGUUAGAUUGGGUUCCUUGGAGAGUGAAUCCAAGAGUCAAUUUGAGUUAGUUACUGGUGAGUUUAAAAAAGACGGUUAUAGAAGGAAGGCAGAAAGGGAAGAGGAUCAAAGGAAGGAAGAGAGGGAAGAAUACAGAAAGGAAGAAGAGAGGAAAGAGAGGGAAGAGAAGGUGGAAAGGAAAACUGUUCUGAGGGGUGAGGAUCGCAGAGGAAGGAAAGCAAGUUCCAGUUUUUCAUCUUAUUACUCGUUGUCUUCUACGGGGGAUUUUGAGAGUGAUAAGGAAGUUCAAGAUGAGCAUGUUGGAUUACUGGGAGAAUCAUCAAGCGGAUAUAAAGAAGAGUUAUGGGGUGGAGAGAAUAAAUCUGGGGGGCAAGUGGUGGGAAAGGUUUCAGAGAAGAGAAUUAGUACCACAAGGACUGGUGCAGACUGGGAUUUGAGAAAGAAAACUGAGAAGAAACUUACUGAGGUUGAAGAAAUGCAGUUGAUAAACGAUUCCUCGCAAUUAUGCUCGAGAAUAGCAAGGACUAGUGAAAGUGAAGAUUGGAAGGUGUCAAGUUCUGAUAAACAAAUUGGUGACAAGAAUGGGAAAUCAACUUUGGCAGUCGAUUUUGAGAAAGGAACAAAAAAGAAAAAUAAUCAAACAGAUAAUCAAGUUUCUGAACAGAUUCAAUUCAGACAAAAUUACCAGGAAAUUACUGAUAUACAAGAGAUCCAAGGCAGAAAUGGAAAAACAACUUCCCAGUACCAAAGGCAGUUCAAUGGCAGAGAAGGAAACCUAAAAGUAAAUGCAGAUUUAAUUGGGGAAAGAAGGGUUGGAUAUCGUAAAACUGCUGAUGAAAGCAUUGGAAAGGGAAAUUUAACAUCAAAUGCCCUGCAGCUCUCUGAAAUAUCAGAAGCUGGAAACACCAAUGCUGGAAGACUUUCUAAAUUGCAGAGGCAAUCUGAGUCUAGAUCGAAGAUCCAGGAAGAAGAGAGAUCUCGAAUGUCAGUUUGGGAGACAAGUGAGAAACACCAGCAAACACUUGAGCAGGUAAGUGGACAGAUUGAGUCCACAGGAAGUUCACAACAAAUGUCUGAAAUAUCGAAAAUUCGUGAUGACAAAAGCAGUACAUUUAUUUUACAAUCAGAAGCUGGGAUGAAGGAUCGGGAAAAAAGUAUCAGUGAGUUUCAUUUGGUUGGACAAGCAAAAGAGCAGAGGUUCCAUACGGAUCAAGAGGCACUUCAGAGAAUUCAAUCUGGAAAAGGGUCCCAAGAUAUCACCAAUAUAUCAGUGAAUGUCACCAAUGUAUCAGUAAUUCAUGCCAGUGAUAAAGAAAGAGUUUAUGAUUCUAAAAUAAGUUCAGAGAAGAGAGUGAUUGAUCGAGGAAGUGAGCUGACAUCAGUUGUUAAACCCAUUCAAGAAACAAGAGAAAGAUGUAAUCAAACUGCUGAAAGAAUCACAGAAGCCAAAUCAAGAAAUGAGGCCCACAGGACCUCUGAAGUACCGAGUUUUCAAGAAAAACCUUCAGAACAGCCCUCUAGUUCUCAAGCAUCCCUGAAUAUGGUUUCCCAAGCUAGAAUACAACAAAUUGAUGUAGAGGACGGGAAUUAUAGAAGUUCACAAGCAAUGAUGAUGCCCCCAUCUCAUCAAGUGGUAAAUCGAGGUUCAUUGCAUGUUAAUCCAAUUAGUGAGACAGCAACUCAAGAUGUUAGCGGCCGAACUUCUGAUAGCAGCUCAAGUGCUUUCUAUGAAAAUUCUGCAGGGAGAACUCCAACAUCAUUUCAAGAACCAUAUGGCAGAGAUGGGAAGGAUGAGUAUCAUGGGGAGCCUUUGAAACUUCUGACCCCUGAAGAUGCUAUGGGCUCAGCUUAUCGUCUAGAGGAGUCAUCUAUGCAGUUUGUAGGGGAAUUUAUGGAGAAGUCAAGGCAAGAAGUAUCUUCCUCUGAAACUCGAAGGGAGAAGGAUUUCAAACAGAAGUUGGUGGAAGGCGAAAAGGAGAAGAGAAAGAAUUCAAGUCAAUUCGGUUCAGAGUCUCUACAGUUGAAGGAACAGGACUCGAAGCGAUUGUCUGGGGGUUCUGGAGAGAAGGGUCCUUCUGAUGAAAUGUGGGAUGUGACAGACUUAUCUCUUCAGGAACCACCAGAGGCAGAAGCACACAAGGGCAGCACAUCAAAUAAAGAUGCUGUUGUUAGGAGAACUGGAAGGUCCUUGUGGAGUAUUAUUGCGGAUGUAGUUCGACUGCGCUGGGGUUCACGGGCUGAAACCCCUAAGUCAGGAAGAAGAUCGGGUGGAAAGAGUUCAUCAAAUGAUUCUGUUAGUAGCGAGGCAUGGUUUUCUGGCCGUGACCCUGAGGAAAACAGUGAUAAAAAUGUGGAAAGGGAAAGAAGCGUGACAAAGGAAACCUCCUCUUCUCAUCACCUGCAACUAGGGCGAACUACUAGUCAAGGUCAGGGAGAAGUGUCCAGCACAAGUGUAUCUAAAAGCAAAAUAACACGGCUUGAAGUAGACACAUCGCCUCCUUCAACUACAUUGAAAUUUGGUUCCACAUCAAAAGGUAUUUCCUCUCCAUCUGAAGAGGAAAACCUUGUUUGGGGGGAAGAUGGAAAGAGUUUUGAAGGAACACAAGGACAUGAUCAAAAGAGUUCACAUGUUUUCCCCCCUAGCACUGUAGGAAAGUCAUCAUCUCCAUUGCUGCCUUCUAGUGGCAUGAGUACAUUUAUUGUAGAAGAAAGUUAUGGUGGGGGUAAAGCUGAUAUGUCAAUCAGUGGGUCAAUGGAGCUGAUUGAGCAACCUGUUAGUACCAAGUCAACUGAAGUAUCAGGCGCCGAGGGGAUGGAAGGAGAGUUGAAACAGAGGAGACUCCAGCGGAACAAACAAGUCCCAAAAGACAAAUUUGAUGAAUGGGAGGAGGCAUAUGUACGUGAAAAUGAGCAGCGGAAAAUUGAUGAAAUGUUUAUGAGAGAAGCACUGUUAGAAGCCAAAAAGGCUGCUGAUACGUGGGAGGUGCCUGUUGGGGCUGUUCUGGUGCAACAUGGAAAAAUCAUUGCUCGUGGCUACAACCUAGUGGAGGAGUUACGGGACUCCACUGCCCAUGCGGAAAUGAUUUGUAUACGGGAGGCUUCAAACCAACUCCGGAGCUGGAGGCUUGCGGAGACUACACUUUAUGUAACACUUGAACCAUGCCCCAUGUGUGCUGGAGCAAUACUUCAAGCAAGAAUAGACACUGUUGUGUGGGGAGCUCCCAAUAAGCUUCUUGGAGCUGAUGGAAGCUGGAUUAGACUUUUUCCUAAUGGGGGAGGAGGAAGUGGCUCGGAACUGGUAGAUAAGCCACCUGCUCCAGUCCAUCCUUUUCAUCCAAACAUGAAAAUCCGGCGAGGGAUAUUGGCACCUGAAUGUGCAGAUGUAAUGCAGCAAUUCUUCCAGCUCAGGAGAAGGAAAAAAGCAAAGAGUGGAGAUUCGCCACAUAAUAAACCUUCUCUUCCUAUUGCAAGUCAUCAAUCAAAAAUACUUCAUAAGAUGCAUGAUAUAUUCCAUGCCUUGUUGUGUUUGUAAGAAUAGCAGAAUAAUGGCCAUUUCUCAUUAAAUUGAAUGCAUCUCUGGUGAUAGGCUUCUUAUUUGAUUCUUGUAGAGCAGUUGCCAAGUACCACCAUUAACUUAGACGAUGGUAAACUCCAGUGUCUUUGUGUUUAAGAGAGCUACACAUGAGGUCGAAAUUUUGAAUCUUAGUUUUAACUUGUUAAUUUUUAUUUAUCUCACUACCAUCUAUAAAUGUUAUUAGGUAUCAGUUUAAGUUGAAAA
Messenger RNA from Ricinus communis (castor bean), 4501 nucleotides. RefSeq names its product tRNA(adenine(34)) deaminase, chloroplastic. Gene Ontology annotation, biological process: tRNA wobble adenosine to inosine editing. Bases 134 to 4255 code for a protein of 1373 amino acids. NCBI's taxonomy places the organism in Eukaryota, Viridiplantae, Streptophyta, Magnoliopsida, Malpighiales, Euphorbiaceae. The record is from RefSeq and is a predicted model, not a curated record. Gene Ontology annotation, molecular function: tRNA-specific adenosine deaminase activity. Gene Ontology annotation, cellular component: chloroplast. The transcript is spliced from 4 exons.